Funneliformis caledonium is the source of this 531-nucleotide messenger RNA. Lineage: Eukaryota; Fungi; Glomeromycota; Glomeromycetes; Glomerales; Glomeraceae. The record is from the annotation of a GenBank genome assembly.
AUGGAUAUUGAGCAAGCUUUUAAACAGCAAGUUCAAAAUAACUAUUCUCAGAAAAUGCAAGAGCUUGCUAAUUUGAACGGAUGGGAUAAUUUCUGGAAUGCUGGAUAUUCCAUCAUAUUCAAUUUGCUAGUUCCGAAGAAGUUAGAUUCUAGAAAGAAUCUGAAAGAGACAAACAAGCAAGAAAUAAUCUCAGAAAUAAAGUUGAUAACAAUGAUCCAAAUUCUCCUUAUCAUAAUCGAAGCCAUCUUGCAAAAAACAUUCACCAAAGAAGAAUUACAAUAUAAGGAUAACAUUAUAUUCAGUGUAACUGUAAUUUUAAUGUUCUUAAAUCCAUCGUAUAAUCAAGCUGAAAUUUCAGCAUCAAAGGUACAAAAGCAUAUGAAACAAUGGAAUUCAGAUCCAUUUAUACGAAGCUUGGUAGAUUUAUCUAAUCAAGAGAGUAAUAAUUCAAAUGAAUAUUAUGAAGAUAUGGAUAGUAAUAAUAAUAAUAAUAAAAGUGAUAAUUCUAGCGACAAUAAUGAAGAUAAUUGA